This is a messenger RNA of Linum trigynum, 7333 nucleotides long. The record is from the annotation of a GenBank genome assembly. Lineage: Eukaryota; Viridiplantae; Streptophyta; Magnoliopsida; Malpighiales; Linaceae.
AUAAUAAUUUAGGAGUGAAAUUAUCACUAACCAUAACCAUAAGCAAAUUCAAAUUUAUAUCAUCUAUCACCAAAAGGUUCUAACAAAGUAUUCAAACUAUCACACAAAAACAAUCAAUUUCUGUUAUUAACUUCAAGUUAGUAAUCACGGUGACACUCAUCAACAAAAUUAAUGUGUUUAGGUUGGAUGAUCUUAGUUUAAGUUAAAGUAAUUUUUUUCUUAAUUUUUUGUGGGUUGAAAUUGGGUACUAGUGGACCAAUCAAACCAGGGUGGUUCAACUGGUUUCAUGUCGAACCGUUACAAAUCGUUUGAUCCAUUAUAACUGUCUAAUCAAAUAAAUCGAAUCGCUAUUGUAACUCGUUUAGUGGUUCUACUGACCCACUCAUUGACCCAAUUCGGUUCUGGAAAAGAUGAGAAGAAAGAUGAUUACAACAAGUGGCUACGAGGGUAUAUGCGUAAAUAGACGAUACACCUAGGAAGGGGAAGUAAACUCCUCUUGCUUAAUCUUUUGAGAUUAUGUAGAACAUAAUGACUCAUUUUAGAUAAAAUCCUAAACACUCCAAUUGUUUGUAUUUCGAGUUUAUGAACUUAAGGAAGAGAGCUUUGUUUGUGUGGGGACAACAAAUCCGGAACCCAACAAAGCUUCGAACUUCUGAGAGAGAGAGAGAACAAACCAACACCAGGGGGCUUGCUGCUGUGGCGAGAAACUCAAAAUUCAAGAGACACAGAAUCAGGGAAAUUCUUUUUCUUUUCUUCUUCGUCUUUCAAAGUCGUUUGCUUUCAAACAUAGAGAGGGAAGGAGAGAGUAAAGUCUGUGUACAGUUUAGGAGUCGUUGGUAUUUAAGUUUUUCAGGUUCAUUUGAAAUUCUUUUUAAGAGAUAGAAAGAGAGAGGGAGGGAAGGAGGGUUGUGAGGUUGCCUUCGGUUUCGGCUUGGAAUUUGAAAGCUCUGCGUUCUUUUGAUUGCUGGGGGUUCCUUUUGGACCAUUGGAGGAACUGGGUCUUCUCCAUUUGAUGAGCGUUGGAGGAUUGUGUUAAGCGGGAUCUGUUGCUUUGGUGUCAUCGAAUGGCUGCACUGGAUAACAUAAUCGUUGGUUCUCAUGUGUGGAUCGAAGAUCCCAAGUUGGCGUGGAUUGAUGGUGAAGUUACAAGGAUAAGUGGAAAAGAUGUCCACGUACAGACUACAAAUGGGAAAAAUGUUGUGAUGAAUAUGUCCAAAGUAUUUCCCAAAGACACUGAAGCCCCACCUGGUGGUGUGGAUGACAUGACCAAGCUUUCCUAUUUGCAUGAACCUGGAGUUCUGCAAAAUCUUGCCACCAGAUAUGAACUUAACGAAAUCUAUACAUACACCGGCAAUAUCCUAAUAGCUGUCAAUCCGUUUCAAAGGUUACCCCAUCUCUAUGAUACUCACAUGAUGGAACAGUAUAAAGGCGCUGCGUUUGGGGAGCUAAGUCCUCAUGUUUUUGCAGUCGCAGAUGCUGCAUACAGGGCAAUGGUUAAUGAAGGGAAAAGCAAUUCAAUCCUGGUUAGUGGUGAAAGUGGUGCCGGAAAAACCGAGACUACAAAGAUGCUCAUGAGAUAUCUUGCCUUCUUGGGAGGGCGAUCUGGAGUAGAAGGAAGGACAGUUGAGCAACAAGUUUUGGAGUCAAAUCCAGUUCUUGAAGCAUUUGGUAAUGCCAAAACUGUUCGCAACAAUAACUCUAGCCGUUUCGGGAAAUUUGUGGAGAUCCAAUUUGAUAAGAGCGGUAGAAUAUCUGGCGCUGCUAUAAGAACUUAUCUGCUUGAAAGAUCUCGUGUGUGCCAAAUUUCUGAUCCAGAGAGAAACUACCAUUGCUUUUAUCUUCUCUGUGCGGCACCAGCUGAGGAUAAAGAGAAGUACAAGUUGGGGAGCCCGAAAUCUUUCCAUUAUUUAAAUCAAUCUAAGUGUUACGAGUUGGAUGGGGUAAAUGAUGCUCAUGAAUAUCUUGAAACUAUAAGGGCUAUGGAUAUAGUUGGGAUUGGUGAAGAAGAUCAGGAAGCAAUUUUUAGGGUUGUAGCUGCAAUUCUUCAUCUUGGAAACAUCGAAUUUGCUAAAGGAGCAGAGAUUGAUUCUUCAAAGAUUAAAGAUGAUAAAUCUAGAUUUCAUCUUGAUACGACUGCAGAGCUCCUCAGGUGUGAUCCAAAGAACUUGGAAGAUGCCCUUAUUAAACGUGUGAUGGUAACACCUGAAGAAAUUAUCACAAGAACACUUGACCCUGAGAAUGCUGUCAGUAGCAGGGAUGCUUUGGCUAAGACUUUAUACUCUCGUCUGUUUGAUUGGAUUGUAGAAAAGAUAAACGUUUCAAUUGGACAGGACCCAGAUUCUAAAUCAAUAAUUGGAGUUCUGGAUAUCUAUGGUUUUGAAAGCUUUAAGUGCAACAGUUUUGAGCAAUUCUGUAUCAAUUUCACCAAUGAAAAAUUACAACAGCAUUUCAAUCAGCAUGUGUUCAAAAUGGAGCAGGAAGAGUAUACUAAAGAGGAGAUAGAAUGGAGUUACAUAGAAUUUGUCGAUAACCAGGAUGUUUUGGAUCUGAUUGAGAAGAAACCGGGAGGAAUAAUUUCCCUUCUAGAUGAAGCUUGCAUGUUCCCAAAAUCGACACAUGAAACUUUUGCUCAAAAGCUGUACCAGACAUUCAAGAACAACAAACGUUUUAUCAAACCAAAACUAUCACGUACAGAUUUCACUAUCUUACACUAUGCUGGAGAGGUUAAUUAUCAAGCCAAUCAGUUUUUGGAUAAAAAUAAGGAUUAUGUGGUAGCUGAACAUCAAGCUGUGAUGACUGCUUCAAAAUGCCCCUUUGUUGUGGGAUUGUUCCCACCACUUAAAGAAGAAUCAUCAAAGUCAUCAAAGUUCUCUUCUAUUGGUGCUCGGUUUAAGCUACAACUCCAAUCUCUGAUGGAGACCUUGAGUGUGACAGAACCUCACUAUAUUAGAUGCGUCAAGCCGAAUAAUGUUCUGAAGCCUGCUAUUUUUGAGAACGUUAAUAUCAUUCAGCAGUUACGAUGUGGGGGAGUUCUUGAGGCAAUUAGGAUUAGCUGCGCUGGAUAUCCUACAAGGCGGUCCUUUUAUGAGUUUCUCAAUCGUUUUGGUCUUCUAGCUCCUGAAGUUUUAGAUGGAAAUUAUGAUGAUACGGUUGCAUGCCAAAUGAUUCUCAACAGAAAAGGACUUAAAGGGUACCAGAUAGGAAAGACAAAGGUAUUCUUGAGAGCAGGUCAGAUGGCGGAGUUGGAUGCCAGGAGAGCAGAAGUGCUUGGAAAUGCAGCUAGAAUCAUUCAGCGGCAGAUCCGCACUCACAUUGCUCGCAAGGAGUUCAUUUCAUUAAGAAAGGCAGCUGUGGAACUGCAAUCUUAUAUGCGAGGUAAUAAAUCCCGUGGAAUUUUUGAGCAGCUGAGGAGGGAGGCAUCUGCUGUGAAGAUUCAGAAAAACUUCCGCCUCUUUGUUGCCAGAAAAUUCUACUUAAGGAAACGAUCAUCUGCAAUUACAUUGCAGACAGGCUUAAGGGCUAUGGCUGCACGCAAUGAAUUCAGGUUCAGAAAGCAAACUAAAGCUGCCAUCACCAUCCAGGCUCAUUGGCGGUGCUACCAAGCUCGUUCCUACUACACGCGUCUUCAGAAGGCUACAAUUGUUACACAGUGUGGGUGGAGAUGCAGAGUUGCUAGAAGAGAGCUCAGAAAUCUGAAAAUGGCUGCAAGAGAGACAGGAGCUCUUAAGGAAGCAAAGGAUAAGUUGGAAAAGCGUGUUGAGGAACUCACUUGGCGCCUGCAAUUGGAAAAACGACUAAGGACCGAUCUGGAGGAGUCUAAAACCCAAGAAGUUGCCAAGCUUCAAAAUGCAUUGAAUGCUAUGCAAUCACAAGUAGAAGAGGCCAAGGCUUUAGUUGUUAAGGAACGGGAGGCAGCACGAAAAGCUAUUCGAGAAGCACCUCCAGCUAUUAAGGAAACUCCUGUUGUAGUUGAAGACACAGAGAAAGUUCGCUCUUUUACUGCUAGAGUUGAAAUGUUGGAGGGUUUACUGAACUCUCAAAGACAAGCAGCAGAAGAGGCCAAACAAGCUUGUGUUGUUGCUGAGUCUCAGAAGGAGCAGCUUAGUAAGAAGCUUGAAGACGCAGAAAAGAAGGUGGAUCAACUUCAAGAUUCAGUUCAGAGUCUUGAAGAGAAGGUAUCCAACUUGGAAUCAGAGAAUCAAGUUCUCCGUCAACAAGCACUUGCUAUAUCACCAACUGCAAAAGCCUUAGCCCUUAGACCAAAGACAACAAUUAUACAGAGAACCCCAGAGAACGGAAGUAUUCCUCACUCAGAAGCAAGGAGAACUCCGCUAAGAGACCCAAUGCUGGCUUUGCCUAGUACAACGGAGUCUGAAAACGAGGACAAACCCCAGAGAUCUCUAAAUGAAAAGCAGCAGGAUAUACAAGAUAUGCUACUCAAAUGUGUAUCUCAAGACCUUGGAUUCUCCGGGGGGAAACCUGUUGCUGCUUCCCUGAUAUACAAAUGCCUUCUUCAGUGGAGGUCAUUUGAGGUUGAAAGGACUAAUAUUUUUGACCGUAUUAUUCAGGCAAUUGGUUCAGCAAUCGAGGCCCAGGAUAACAAUGAUGUAUUGUCGUAUUGGCUAUCCAAUUCCACAACCCUCUUGUUGCUGCUUCAACGGACACUAAAAGCAACCGGUGCUGCUAGCUUAACACCACAACGCCGAAGAUCAACAUCCUCUUCUCUGUUUGGGAGGGUAUCCCAGGGGUUCCGUGGUUCUCCACAAAGUGCUGGCUUCUCAUUCCUAAAUGGCAGGGUGCUCGGUGGUCUGGAAGAGUUGCGUCAAGUUGAAGCUAAGUAUCCUGCUUUGCUUUUCAAGCAGCAGUUGACGGCUUUCCUGGAAAAGAUAUAUGGAAUGAUAAGGGACAAUUUGAAGAAAGAGAUCUCGCCUUUGAUAGGGUUGUGCAUCCAGGCACCGCGUACAUCACGAGCUGGUUUAGCCAAGGGACGAGCCCAGGCGAACGCUAUGGCUCAACAAACACUUAUUGCUCAUUGGCAGAGCAUAGCGAGAUCCUUGAACAGUUGCUUGAAAACAAUGAGAGCCAACUACGUACCUGCAUUCCUUAUCCGAAAGGUGUUCACCCAGAUAUUCUCGUUCAUCAACGUUCAGUUAUUUAACAGCCUUCUUUUGCGUCGAGAAUGCUGCUCAUUCAGUAACGGGGAGUAUGUAAAGACAGGGUUGGCUGAACUGGAGCAGUGGUGCCAUGAUGCAACUGAGGAGUUUGUAGGCCCGGCGUGGGAGGAACUGAAACACAUAAGACAAGCUGUCGGAUUCCUGGUCAUACAUCAGAAGCCAAAGAAAGCGUUGAAAGAAAUUACAACCGAUCUUUGCCCUGUUCUCAGCAUACAACAACUGUACAGAAUCAGUACCAUGUACUGGGAUGACAAAUACGGGACACAUAGUGUUUCAUCAGAGGUCAUCUCGAACAUGAGAGUCAUGAUGACCGCGGACACGAAUAACGCUGUCAGCAGCUCGUUCUUGUUGGAUGACGAUUCAAGUAUACCAUUCACAGUAGACGACAUUUCCAAGUCAAUGGAGCAUGUCGAUGUUGCUGAGAUUGAACCGCCACCUCUAAUUCGUGAGAACUCGGGCUUCUCCUUCUUACAACGCACAGACUGAUCUUUCGUCCUCUGCAGCCCUGUGAAUAUCUUGUUCUAUGGAAGCUCCCCAAUUGUGUAAUUAUUAGCAUUGCGCAUAGUUUGAAACAGUAGGGAAGGCAGUUCUUAUCUAGGGCAAAAAAAACUGGGGAAAAAAAACCACAAAGGAUAAAAGUAUAUGCAGAGGUCGAAGCACUUUCUCACUGGAAUCAUGUUCAAAGCAUGGCGAUGCAGUGCUACUUGAUUCAUUUUUCAUUAGUCUGGAAACGAUGAUGUGUAGUGUAGAAAUUAGCUGCCAAUGGUUCUUUUUAAUCUCUUCAUUGGCUGCUAUGUAACUUCUUGUAAUGUCUGAACUUUUGUCCAAAAGACCAACAAUCCCAUUGUUAGUUAAUGAAGUGGAGUCUUAUUGAUUGUCCAUUCGAGACAUAUUUACGUCCUAAAAUAAAACUAAAAUGAAGUGAAGACCAUGAUAUGGGGGCAGUUCGGGAGUAAACCUUAAUCAUAUAUAAUCUUACAUCUGGAAGGUCUCAAACUGUUUUCCUACAAAUUUUAAUGGGGUAUAUUUCUUUCAUUUAAAAUCUCAAUUGAAAUAUUUUACAAAUAUAAAUCAGAUUAAUUGUGCUCCUCAAAAUGAUAUAUAAUUUGAUAUAUUUUGGAACGAAAAAACUUGAACAUUUAGUACCAGUCCAUACCAUUGUGGUAAUGCUUGGUAUUACAUAUACCACGUGGUAUGGAAGUGUAUCAUCGUGAUAUGAACAUACCACAGUGUAGGAUGAUUAAAUACAUGAUAGUAGGAAUGUACGAACUUUCAUUUACUACAUUUGUCAUUGUUUACCACCAGUUACCACCCUUAUACCAGGGUGGUAUGAGGUGGUAUAUAUGGUCCUGUAUAUUUCUCCAAAAAUUUGCAGAUACAAUAAAUCACGAGGAACUCGUUCUUCCUAUGCAAAAAUUUUCAGAAUUCGAGUUAAAAACGAAUGUGGUACCAAGAUGGUAACGAGUAGUAUGAAAUUUCUUUUGUCGAAAUAUACUGAAAAUGAACAUCAUUUUGUAGAUCACAACGUACUCGUUCCAUCUUUGAAAAAAAAAAAUUGAAAUCCAAGUUAGAACAAAGAAGAUAAAAAUCGAUUAAGAAAACUAGAGACAAUUAAAAAGUCAUCAAUUCUCACCCUUUAGAUGUCGAUUUUUUUUGGGCUGAGCUGAGCCGAGGAAAGAAAAGGGGAAUUGGGUGGGGUCGCCAGGUGAGAAUGAGGCCAAAUGGGGAGGGGGUUGGCGGGAUUUUUUGGGUGAAAAUUUGAGCACAAAAACACUCAUUUAAUACACCCACCUACCAACUCUCUCUCAUGCUCCAUUAUCCCUCAUUUUUUUCUUCUCUCCUUUGCCUUCCAUUGAAAAGAAGGACACUUGAUUUCCAGAUCUGGCCAUCUCAUGCAAAAUCUGGCCUUCGACGAUAAGAAGAAGAACCCAUAGGAGCUAAGAAUGACAAUAGGGCAGAGAGGGGCGGGUAUCAAGAUACCCAUACCUGUUCCGUGAUUGGUAGAGUUCAGGUCUGAAAAUUUAUCACGGGGCGCAGGUCGAGACAGGUUAACCCAAAUUGGUAUGUAAUUUAAACCUAAAACUUUGAAAAUAUUUAUCUUUUCAUGACAAAAAGUAAGAAACAAACUAUAACAUGAUUAAUAUAAUUAAAUUUUUCGC